CCGUUGGUUUUUUCCCUCCAGAGUAUCAGUCAUCAGCUGAAGUCCAUCGGGAACAGUACAGUUUUCUCUAGAAACAACUCGGUGCAAUGAACCGUUUACUUCUGUUACUAUUUUGUCUUUGGUUUUCGGGUGAGCUAACACUCCAACAGCCACUCGAACAGCCGAUGAUGGCAAUGGUGGAAGCCGAAAAGGGCGAUCGGCCGAUACCGCGAAUCUACAAUACGCCACCGGAACCACCGGUAAAAGUGCUGCGUGAAGCCGGUCCCAUCACGGAGCGGGAAAGCAAGCAGCAUGGCGACGACGGCGUGGACGACGGUUUGCAGCAAUCCGAAUCGUACACGUACCGGUUCUACCGUCCACUCUACUACCCGGGUGUCUACUACUCCUACUACCCUCGUUACCGUUGGUACCGUCCGUACUACUACCACGAUUGGUGGUACUACUGAUCGCGCAGCUCACCAUCGCUCGCCAUUGCUGGCCGUGCUGUAAUUUGGUUUGUUUUUGGUUUCGGAUCGGUGGCACAUUGGAGGCUUGAGCCGCAUUAGUUACGCCUAGCACCGCGUCCUUGUGACGCAGAAGAUACUGUCUUUAGCCAUAGCCAGUCGUUAGAACGCUCUCACUGUCACGCUAGCAUGAGUUGCAAUAAAACAACAUAACCACGCGAUU
Anopheles aquasalis is the source of this 666-nucleotide messenger RNA. RefSeq lists its product as uncharacterized. NCBI's taxonomy places the organism in Eukaryota, Metazoa, Arthropoda, Insecta, Diptera, Culicidae. The record is from RefSeq and is a predicted model, not a curated record.